Emericellopsis cladophorae is the source of this 1995-nucleotide messenger RNA. RefSeq names its product Arabinose-proton symporter-like protein. Bases 1 to 1995 code for a protein of 664 amino acids. The transcript is spliced from 3 exons. The record is from RefSeq and is a predicted model, not a curated record. NCBI's taxonomy places the organism in Eukaryota, Fungi, Ascomycota, Sordariomycetes, Hypocreales, Bionectriaceae. Gene Ontology annotation, molecular function: myo-inositol:proton symporter activity. Gene Ontology annotation, biological process: transmembrane transport. Gene Ontology annotation, cellular component: membrane.
AUGGCGCCUGGCGACCAAGGUGACGAAGAGGUCACGAGCAUCAUCCAUGAUUAUCAUGUGUCUGCUACACAUGCUCAUUCGAUACGUGAGGCAACCGAGUCGACGCCACCACCGCGCAAGGUCAACUUCAGUGCCAAUAUUGACGCAAAGAUCCGCAAUCCCCUUGUGGGAAUCCCAAGGAGACGGCUUCUUGCUGACAUUGACGACUUCUGCCGGGCCAAGGGGCUAGAGAAGCACAGGGGCAUUAUCCGAAAGGGCGCGCUUGUCGCGCAGGAUCCAUCGGGGUAUGAGGACAUUACGGGACCCGAUGCGCUGUCGCCCGAUGAAGUUGAAGCCCUCCGUGACGAGAUCCUCCACAAGUGGAGGGUACCUCGCGCCUUGAAGAGGACCAUCCUCGUCUGUUCGAUUGGCGCGGCUGUCCAGGGCUGGGACCAGACUGGUUCCAAUGGCGCAACACUCGAAUUCCCAAAGGCACUGGGCAUCGGGGGGAGCUCCAUGCACGACAAACUCAUUGUGGGACUGAUCAACGCUGGGCCGUACAUUGGCACGGCCUUGGUGGGCUGCUGGAUGUCCGACCCUAUCAACAAUUUGUUGGGCCGCCGCGGUACUGUUUUUGUGGCAUCACAAUUCUGCCUCUGGCCUGUUAUUGCCAGCGCCUUCUGCAAUGAUUGGCAGUCUUUGCUUGGCUGCCGUCUGCUCCUAGGGGUCGGUAUGGGCUCCAAGGCAGCGACUGUGCCGAUUUACGCUGCCGAGGCCACCCCUGCCCCUAUCCGUGGCGCGCUGGUCAUGAGCUGGCAGCUCUGGGUCUCCUUUGGCAUAUUCCUUGGGACCCUGGCCAACCUCGUGUGCGCGAAAGCUUUUGUAGAGCCGUGGAGAUACCAGCUUGGGUGUGCCUUCCUGCCCGCCGUGCCCUUGGCUUUGCUCAUCUACUCAUGCCCUGAGUCGCCUCGUUGGUAUAUCAAAAAGAACCGCUACGUCGACGCGAUGAACUCGCUAUUACGAUUGAGGAACAAUCCGGUGCAGGCAGGGCGAGAUUUAUACUACAUUCACGUUCAACUGCAGGUCGAGCACGAAUACAUUGGCCGCGGAAACUACCUCAGGCGAAUCGUGGAGCUCUUCACCAUCCCUCGAAUACGAAGGGCGACAUUGGCGUCGUGGGUUGUGAUGAUUGCACAGCAAAUGUGUGGCAUUAACAUCAUCGCAUUCUACUCGACCAGCGUCUUUGCGCAAGCUGGCUCGACCGAUUUCGAGGCAUACCUGUCAACAAUGGGCUUCGGACUGAUCAACUUUGUUUUUGCUUUUCCAGCGAUUUGGACAAUCGACACGUUUGGUCGACGAUCUUUGCUACUAUUUACAUUUCCGCAAAUGGCGUGGACAUUGCUGGCGGCAGGUCUUUGCACGCUCAUACCGCCAUCUACGGGCUUACAUACAGUCUUUGUGGCGUUUUUCGUAUACCUCUUUGCCGCCUUUUACUCACCCGGCGAGGGACCAGUGCCGUACCCCUAUUCGGCAGAGGUCUUCCCAUUGUCACACCGCGAAGUCGGCAUGGCCUGGGCAGUUGCGACGUGCCUUUUCUGGGCUGCUAUCUUGUCUAUCACCUUUCCACUCAUGCUGGACCGGCUUGGUGUGCUGAACUCGUUCGUAUUAUACGGCUGCUUUAAUCUCAUCGCGCUGGUCAUGAUCUUUCUCUGGCUUCCCGAGACAAAACAACGCACACUCGAGGAACUCGACUAUAUUUUCGCCGUCCCCACGCGCGUUUUCAUGCGGUAUCAGGUCACGAAGACCCUGCCCUGGUGGUUUAAGCGGUGGAUUCUCUUUCGGAAGAAUGUGCCCCUCGAGCCAUUAUACCACCUGGACUUUGAAAAUCACAGGGAGGAAGAUGACGAAGAGGAAGGCGGCAGCGGGUCGCGCACGUACGAGACGGACAAGUCGAGGAUCGAGAUGAAGGAUGCUCUUGGGCUUGGGUUCACGACCGCAAGAACGGUUGGGAUCUGA